This is a messenger RNA of Vanessa tameamea, 818 nucleotides long. Its product is annotated as selenoprotein K-like. Lineage: Eukaryota; Metazoa; Arthropoda; Insecta; Lepidoptera; Nymphalidae. The record is from RefSeq and is a predicted model, not a curated record. The transcript has 4 exons. Bases 164 to 436 code for a protein of 90 amino acids.
AAUGACAAAGUCAAAACUUAAUUAUUGCAACAUUUAUUAAUUUUAUUUAGUAUAAAGUUUUAUUAUUUUUGUUUGGUCAAUAUUAUAAUUACUUUUGGUGGCUUAAUAUAUAUUGUUUAUAGUUUAAUUGUGUUGGGUAAGAAUAAGUUAAAUUGUGUGAAAGAUGGUGUAUGUAAACAAAGAUGGUUCUGUGGUGGAGCAUAAUCCAUUUAGUGUUUUUGGAUUGUUUUGGGGCAUUGUCAACUUCUUCUACUUGCUAUUCCAGACCCUUAUUAAUCCCAGUUACAACAAACACGGUGACAAGUAUGUGAGAGAUUUUCGUCCUCCUGGUAGUGGACCUCCAAAACCUCCAUCGAGAAAGUUUGGUGGUUUCGGGCCAUCUGGCUCUGGACCUGCUCCUCCACCCAUGGGAGGUGGUGGCUGUGGUUGUGGUUGAGUGUUUAUAUUGAUUACAGUCCAUUCCAUUUCAAUUCUCUUAAAAAAUAUACAGCUUGAAAUAACAUGUUCUUGAAUAAUACUUGUAUAUCUGUUUUUGUUGUUUAAUUAAGAUAUUUUGAAAAUGCUUUUAUAAUUUAUAAAUUGGUUUUAUAAAUUAGAUUGGAAUGGAUUGUACAUACAUAUUUUUGUAAUUUUUUUCAUAAUUUUCAUGUAUUCCAGUAUAUUUAAAUAUACAUAUAUAACACGUUAUUAAUUUUGUUAUUAUAAUAUGUUAUAUAUAAUGACUCCUAAUUUUAUAACUAAUCCAGAGGUGAUCAAUGGCAAUGUGUUUUCCAUAACAUAUUUUAAGUUCAAAAAGUUCAAAAUUUGUUACUGCGAUU